AUGAAAAACUCAGACUGUUCAUCUGUAGCUGUCAUCACUUUGCUGGUGGUGUUGGUUGAACUUCUUCAGACACGCCUUUGCCCAGUGGUCCAGAGAUUCACAGACGAAGCAGCAGUACUGGUUCCUGUGUCUGUUUGCAGUGAGAAGUGUCCUUCAGGAACACGUAAAGUUCUCCAGAAAGGGAAACCUGUUUGCUGCCAUGACUGUUUAAGAUGUGCAGAGGGAGAAAUGAGCAACAUCACAGAUUCUAACACCUGUGUAAGAUGUCCACCAGAAUCCUGGUCAAAUGACAGAAGAGAUACCUGUGUAAUAAAAGAAGCUGUUUUUCUGUCCUAUGAAGACAUCAUGGGGAUGAUUCUCACCGCUGCAGCUUUAUUUGGAACAUGUAUGACGGCUGCUGUAGCUGUGAUUUUCUUCAGACACAGGACAACUCCUCUUGUCAGAGCAAACAACUCUGAGCUGAGCUUCCUGCUGCUUUUCUCCUUGACUCUGUGUUUUCUCUGCUCUCUGACCUUCAUUGGACGUCCCUCUGAGUGGUCCUGUAUGCUCCGUCACACAGCUUUUGGCAUCACCUUCGUCCUGUGCAUCGCCUGUGUUUUGGGGAAAACUAUGGUGGUUUUAAUGGCAUUUAAAGCUACUCUUCCAGGCAGUAAUGUGAUGAAAUGGUUUGGGCCUACCCAGCAGAGACUCAGUGUUCUUUGUUUAACUUUUGUACAAGUUGUCAUCUGUAUUCUUUGGUUAACAAUUUCUCCUCCAUUCCCAUCUAAGAACUUUAAGGAAUUCAAAGAUAAAAUAAUUUUGGAGUGUGCUCUGGGCUCAGCUGUGGGUUUCUGGUCUGUACUUGGGUACAUUGGAUUUCUUGCUGUGUUGUGUUUUGUUUUUGCUUUUCUGGCUCGAAAACUACCUGAUAAUUUCAACGAAGCUAAAUUUAUCACCUUCAGCAUGCUGAUAUUCUGUGCAGUAUGGAUCACUUUUAUCCCAGCGUAUGUCAGUUCUCCUGGAAAAUUUAGUGUUGCUGUAGAAAUCUUUGCCAUUCUUGCUUCUAGUUUUGGACUGCUGAUUUGUAUCUUCAUCCCAAAGUGUUACAUCAUGUUAUUGAAACCAGAAAGAAAUACAAAAAAGAUGUUGAUGGGGAAAGGAUCAUAAAAAAUAUAUAGAAAAUAGAAAACUGUCAUAGUAAAAGCAUGCAUAUUCCUGUGAUAAUUUUGUACUUGAAAUAUUUUUUUAAAUUCUUUUAGUGCAUAUUUUAUUCAUUUCUGUAAUCACCAACAAAUGUUUCUGCUUCAUUUCACACAUGUGUAG
This is a messenger RNA of Austrofundulus limnaeus, 1302 nucleotides long. RefSeq names its product extracellular calcium-sensing receptor. The record is from RefSeq and is a predicted model, not a curated record. Gene Ontology annotation, molecular function: G protein-coupled receptor activity. The transcript is spliced from 4 exons. The coding region runs from base 1 to 1146 and encodes 381 amino acids. Lineage: Eukaryota; Metazoa; Chordata; Actinopteri; Cyprinodontiformes; Rivulidae. Gene Ontology annotation, cellular component: plasma membrane. Gene Ontology annotation, biological process: G protein-coupled receptor signaling pathway.